UCCGAUCAAGAUGACCGAUUUGAAAUCUUACGACGCGUUAAAGUGCCUUUGGGCUGUCUGGACGUUUCAUUGCGUUAAACCGUGGUCGAAAUACAAAAGACUUGAGGUGGUCUUUUUUUCCUUCAUAGUGUUUCUUACAGUAACACAUUUGCUCGCAUUGAAUUUGGAACUAGUGCUUUCCGAAAGCAUAAGGGUUUCAGUGCAAAAUUUCCCAUUUAACAUUGGAUUUUGGGCUGGUUCGCUGAAAUUUAUUUGCAUUUAUCUGAUGCGAUUCGAGCUAUUAACCUUGGAAAAAUAUUUCGAUGAACUGGAUGAUGAUUUGAAGCCAGAAGAGGAACGAAUCGCGAUGAAGGCGCUGGCACGUAAAGUCCAUCGUUGCUCUAUUGCGUAUAUAUCCUUCGAUUUGUCCAUUGCUACUUCUGGGAUAAUCGUAUCACUUGCUUCGGCUGGACAGAAUUUAAUUUUUCCGGCCUGGUAUCCAUUCAAUUAUCGUGAAAGUAGCUGGAAAUUUGCACUGGCAUUCACACACCAAUUGGUGACUUUUAUAAUACUGAAUUUUCAAAAUAUAUCAUGUGAUGGAUAUCCAAUGUGUUACUUGGUCAUGUUAAAUGCACAUGUGAAGGCCCUCAUAAGACGCCUCUCUAACAUUGGGAAGGACGAAACCAACAAUAGUCCGGAUAAUUACCCACUGCUUGUGUCUUGUGUUAAGAAUCAUGUGAUUAUUUUAAACAUAUUUUCCGUUCUGCGCAAACUUAUAGCCCAAACGCUUUUCGUUGAGUUCAUUGUAUCCAGCGCCAUUCUAUGCUUUACUGUGGUGUACCUUAUCAGCUUCGAUCUACCGACAGUUGAGAAAAUCUUUUUUAUAAGCUGUGCUUUCGGCAGUAUCAUGGAGAUAUUACCAACAUGCUACUUUGCCAAUCAAUUAAUCCAACUAACGGAAGACCUUGCCUUUGCUGCUUACAGCGCUAACUGGGUCUAUCAGGGUACUAAAUUCCGACGCGCAAUCGUGUUCAUAAUGGCAAAAUGCCAAGAAUCAAGUGUGAUUCUAGCUGGAGGUAUCCUUCCAGUAACCAUGUCCACAUUUUUAAGCAUCGUUAAGUUUUCGUAUUCGUUGCUGACGCUCAUGAUUAGUCGAUUGCAGAGAUAAAAUACCAGCCCGACCUUUUCCAAUUUUGAAAUAAUAUCAACACUGCACGAAGUCUGGCAUGAACGCCAUUUUGUCACUAUGUAUCACAUUUUGUGCACUAUGGGAUAAAAGUAAAUAAAAGAAGAGCAUUUUGUCUCAUUAUUAUUCAUCUGACUUA
Messenger RNA from Hermetia illucens (black soldier fly), 1304 nucleotides. Its product is annotated as odorant receptor 33a-like. Gene Ontology annotation, cellular component: plasma membrane. Bases 11 to 1147 code for a protein of 378 amino acids. Gene Ontology annotation, molecular function: olfactory receptor activity; odorant binding. The record is from RefSeq and is a predicted model, not a curated record. NCBI's taxonomy places the organism in Eukaryota, Metazoa, Arthropoda, Insecta, Diptera, Stratiomyidae. The transcript is spliced from 3 exons. Gene Ontology annotation, biological process: sensory perception of smell; detection of chemical stimulus involved in sensory perception of smell.